UACAGGGUACAGGGUACAAAAAAAGCUUACCCUGCACAUCUCUACUACGCAUUUAGUUUUUAUAUGUUAAUUUUUAUGUAUGAAUUCUAUUUAUGAAAUUAAAUAUUUCAUCAUUAUAAAAAGCAUAUAUAUAGGAUAUAACAUGAACAUACUUCGGAAUUAGUAGAGUUUUCUUGACUUAACCGACGAUAAAUCGGUCUGUUUAAUAUAUUCAAUUAACGAACUAGUCCUUUCGAGAAAACGACAUACAGUAUGAAAUUCAUAUAACUCUUGAAAUUUCUCAUGAAGACAACUAUUGUUUUACUCUGACACGUUCCAUAUACACUAAUAUAUGACAAUAGAAGGAAAACUUUUUUUUUUGAUAUUUGUGUAAUGAAAGUAUGAACUGAUAACUACUAGCUAUUGAACAUUUCUGAUAGUCAGUUACAAGUAGUUCAAAAGACUCAACUCGAAAUUGCAAAAUGGAAAACUGAAUUUAUCUUCUAAUGACUGACUACUUUUUCGUGAUCAUAAUCAAUACAUUAAGCAUGAUCCGAGAUCCUUAUUGUACUGUAACAAAGGUUGAGUUCAGAAUUUAGACUUGAGAUUUUGAUGACGAAUAGAAAUUUGUUUUUGGCUUAUAUUUUUUAAUCGUUAAUGCCGUAGAAAUCAAUAAAAACGAGCAAAUUAGACAAGCUUUAAUGCUUUAAAUACUUGUGAAAUCGGUCGAUCCAGUUCCAAGUAGGAACACGUAGCUAGUGAGAAUUGAUAGAUUAAAUCAGCACGAUAAAAAAUGGUACAUAUAAGAUCUUAUACCCUGAAAACAUGACCUUAAUACUGCUUAUCAUUUCUCGAUUGAAACAGUUCUCAGUAAUGUCAUUUACAUUAUUGUAAAAAAUGUAAUGUAAUCUGAAAUUACGGACAAAAUAAAAACAACAAUGAGGGUUGAUGACAUUUUUUUUUACCGUCUGCUGUUCGAUGAUUGUCUUUGAAUCGAUUUUUUGCUCAUAUGAAAAGUCAUUAUUAUUGUUGCAAAGCUUGAUUUUGAUUGACAUAGUCUUACUACAUAAAAAAAAUGUUUGUUUUAGGUGCCGCUAGUACAGCACGAGCAUUAAGUUCUUAUUUUGAUUCUCUAAUUAAUUUUGCAAUGAGAACCUAUUUUAUACAACAUUUACCAUUACAUUCUGGAAUAUUUUCAGAAUAUGCAGAUUUAUUUGCUAUGGGUUUAUGUCUUGUUAUAACUCUUCUUUUGGUGAUUGGUAUUAAAGAAUCAGCAGUAUUAAAUAAUAUUCUUACAGCUGUUAAUCUUACUGUUAUUGUUACUGUUGUUAUUGCUGGUUUAACUGUAGUUAAUAAACAUAAUUGGAAUAUUUCACCAAAUGAAGUAGAAAAUAUAACCAAUAGUACAAAGAUUAUUGGUAAAGGUGGAUUUUUUCCAUUUGGUUUUGAAGGAACAUUAGCUGGUGCAGCAACAUGUUUUUAUGCUUUUGUUGGUUUUGAUCUUGUUGCAACAACUGGUGAAGAAACUAAAAAUCCACAACGAGCUAUUCCAAUGUCUAUUUGUUUAACAUUACUUAUUUGUACAAUAGCUUAUUGUGCUGUAUCAAUUGUUGUUACAUUGAUGGUAAGAAAUUUAUUAGAAUUGCAAUAG
Rotaria sordida is the source of this 1630-nucleotide messenger RNA. The record is from the annotation of a GenBank genome assembly. Lineage: Eukaryota; Metazoa; Rotifera; Eurotatoria; Philodinida; Philodinidae.